GACUACUUCCGAGGAAGAAAAAAUGCUCCUCGUGGUCAGACCCCAAACGACACCGCCCUCGCCCCUCUGUUGCCUUUCACCCUCACCCACUUCCCUUCCCCUUCUCUUCUUCCCUUUCUAGUUUACAAGCUCAAGCUAGAUUCCAGUUUCCCCCUUGUUUGUUAUUUCCAGUUUCUUGCUUCUGUUUGACCGAUGAUUCCGAGCUCGUCUAUCUAUUCAUGCUUGUUCCCACUUCGACUCCUAACAUUGCAGCAUUUUGACUACCGCAGCUUCCUUCACCUAAAGGUCUCUCUCCACUGAGAAAACGACAUCGUUUUUGUGAAAAUGCAGUGUUUGGCUUCUUGUAUAAAAUUAACAAACCAAACUGACUCGAUUCGGUCGAAUUCGAUUCGUUUUCUCUCUGAUUUUGGUUUGAUUUCCAUUUUAUAAAAUUUCUAUUAUUUAAUUUCUAACACACCAUUCGAGUCGAUGACCUGCCAGUCUGCAACUGGGAGAGUGAGGGCUAUAGUUGGCAACGGCUUGAUUCUAAACUUCAUAGCAAAAUCGAUUAUCACGCUCUAAAUUCUACUCUGCCUCUCUAUAAACCAUCAAAAACAGAGCAGAAGCCGAGAGAGAAAAGCCGCAAAAUGUAUAAGACGAAGCUGCAGGAGCUGUGCCACCAGAGAGCAUGGGACCUGCCGGAUUACGCCACCUUGAAAGAAGGACCGGAUCACGAUCCUCGCUUUCAGGCCACCGUCACUGUCAAUGGCCUUUCCUUUCAUUCCCAAUCUCUGGCUAAAUCUUCUAAACAAGCCCAAAAUGACGCCGCGAAGUUUGCCUUCGAUCACUUCUCUUCCUCUGGCUCUUCUCCUCCUCCGCCUGUUUCUUCAAGCGCAAUCGCUGAUGUUAGUAGUAAUCUUUCCUCUGGAGGGACAUUACAAUUUAAAGCACAAGAAACAAAUCAAGUUUUUAGGGGGAAUGGGUCAGCUACAAUAGCUAAAAACGAUGAGAGAUUCGCAGUUUCUUCAAGUGCAAGCGGUGAUUUCAGUAGUGAUCUUUCCUCUGAAGGGAUAUUACAAUUUAAGGUACAAGAAGCAAAUCAAAUUCCUGAGGGGAAUGGGCCGGCUACAAUUGCUAAAAACGUUGAAAGAUUCACAGAUAUGCAGCAUUUGUACAAAAAUCAGUUGCAGAGCUAUGCUCAAAGGAGAAGUCUCACUCUCCCUGUGUAUUCUUAUGAACGUGUGGGUCCUCCUCAUGCAAGUCGCUUCAAGUGUAAGGUCACAAUUGAUGGACAAACCUAUGAGAGUCAGGAGUUCUUUCCCACAUUAAGCAAGGCUGAACAUGCUGCUGCAAGAGCUGCAUUGAUGUCACUGGCACCGAAUGGAGUUGAAGAGGAUGAAUCUGCUUACAAGAACCUUUUGCAAGAACUGGCUCAAAAAGAAUGUUAUCGAUUGCCAACUUAUAGUACAAUCAAAUCUGGUGAAGCUCAUAGACCAACUUUUGUUUCUACCGUAGAGGUAGAAGGAGAGUCGUUUACAGGGCAGGAAGCGAGAACUAAGAAGCAGGCGGAGUUGAGUGCAGCAAAGGUUGCUUACACAGCUUUAAAACAGCAAGAAAGGAAAAGGGAGGGAAGAAGAGGCUGUUCCACAAUUAGGUCACAAGAAAGGCAUGGGAACUCAAGACAGAGCCUUAUGGUUUCUAGUUCUGGGGACUCAAGUCGUGGCCCUAUGGUUUCCUGCUUUGGAAACUCUAGUCAGAGCUCUAUGCCUUCCUGUUCUGGCAAUUCAAGGCAGAGCCCUGUGACUUCUUGUUCAGCAAAUUCAAGUCAGAGUGCUCCAUGCCUAACCCUUCCUCAGCAAGUACAAAAAGUUGUUCAGUUCACUUCUUCUAAUUUGAGGUCGAAUCUCACUGCUUAUCUUCAACAGAAUGUUCAACCUAGAUUGCCCGGGCAUGAUGAAAAGGCUGAAGAGGAUAGAGCGACUACUGAUGUUGUCAGUCGUGAUCCUCCCAUUGUGUCUCCAGGAACGGAAAGCAGCUCAAUUGUGAAUAAAAUUUCAUCUUCACCUGGCCCAACCACAACUUCUUUGCCUGAAUCUUCAUCCUCCUCACUUUCUCAUUCCCCCACCAAUUCAGCUGUAAAUACGGAGCAUGUGGUUGGAAUGAAUAUUUCAUGCCACAAUAAGGUUAUUGUUCAUCCACGCGGGACAAACAUGACAUAUCCUCCAGGCAGCAUCGUGUUGUCCAUGAGCGAUGACAACUGGGUUGCUGUGCAGACAUCGCAAUCCAGCAAGUAAAAUCUAACAGAGCCCAAAAGAAUCCGUUGCCCUUGAGUUUGUCACCUCUUGAAGGGUACUUUGGAUACAAACUAAAUUCAGCUUUACUGAAUGUGUUGAAGAUGAGAGGAUCAAACAGAACCAGAAUUAGAAAUGAGAACAACAUCAACAUAGAAGAAAGAGGAGAGACUCAAAUCAAGUGGAAGUGGACUUUUCUCUUUUUUAUUUCAUACAUAAAAAAUGCUUUUUACAUUUUCAGCUUCAUACAUUUAUUUACACUUACAGUACAUCUUCUAGAGAUUUCAGAAAAUUUUAGCUAACA
Hevea brasiliensis (rubber tree) is the source of this 2574-nucleotide messenger RNA. Its product is annotated as double-stranded RNA-binding protein 1. The record is from RefSeq and is a predicted model, not a curated record. Bases 627 to 2273 code for a protein of 548 amino acids. The transcript has 8 exons. NCBI's taxonomy places the organism in Eukaryota, Viridiplantae, Streptophyta, Magnoliopsida, Malpighiales, Euphorbiaceae.